Lethenteron reissneri (Far Eastern brook lamprey) is the source of this 1422-nucleotide messenger RNA. RefSeq names its product cilia and flagella associated protein 144 (gene CFAP144). The record is from RefSeq and is a predicted model, not a curated record. NCBI's taxonomy places the organism in Eukaryota, Metazoa, Chordata, Hyperoartia, Petromyzontiformes, Petromyzontidae. Gene Ontology annotation, cellular component: ciliary base.
AUGUCUGCCGCCAAAGCCCCCCCGAAGGAGAAAGAGCCCCCCAACGAGGUCCACCAGAACGCGAUUUUGUGCGAGUCGAUCCGCAAGGAGGAGCGAAAUCUGCGCCUCUACACCGAGUUCAGCAUCAACCCCUACCGGAAGCUUUACGCCAUCGCCGACAAACCGAACGCUCCCUGCAACAGCCAGAGCUACGAGGAUGCCGCCUUCACCGCGGCGUUUCGCCGAGCGGCGCAGGGACCGCGGGAGAAGUUCACCUUCCCGCAGACGGAGGCGCAAGAAGUGGGGUGGAACAACACUCCCCUGAUCGACACGGACCGCACGGACCGCAGGCUGAACUUUCCCCGCCAGGGCUCAGAGAUCACGACCUACAUGGAGGCGGCGUGGCGACUCAAGGAGCAGACCCAGAACCUCAAGUGACGGAGCCUCGUCCACCCACCAGCUCCCUGUUCACUCGUGGGAGAAUCGUCCGUCCAUGUUCAUCCGUGCGCAAGAAGUCUCGCUCACCCUUACUCUCAACCAGUGUCAGCGGUGUGUGCACUUGGUGGUCUCAGAGGCAAGAUAGGUGCUCGCCCAACCCAUCCGCAACCCCCCCUCCCCAUUAAUUGUUGAGCUAGGGCGCAGCCUCUUCCUCCGUCGCCUGAAAAGCGGUUCUCAUUCGUAAAGUGACCCAGUCAAUGCGUUGCUUCAUCCCACAUGCCCAGGAAUCCAACUCUUGUUUUGCUGAUUUGCUGACGUGUCUGUCGGUCAUCCCUGCGUUCCUAGCACGAGACCCCCCAACAUGUUGCGCGGGGAUGAGCGAUGGAUUAAACAUCGGCAACGAUCACCUCUACGAAGUUGCAAGUUCUGUGAGAGAGUGCGACCUGACCUGGACAGUGCGGACGAUGUGUAACGGAUCGAUUUGAUUGGUUGUCCUUUAUAGAAUGAUAUUGGUUAACACUUUGCGUUGGUAUCAUUGUACUGUGAUUAAUAAUAUCAACUUGUAACGUGCACAGUAUGUUGAACUUCUUUCGCACCGUACGUAGCCAACCGUGCUAAUCGAAGGUGCGAGGGAAGGACAACAAACUAAACACAAAAAGCAGUUCUAAACACAUUAGUUCGUCAAUAUAGAUGAUUUAAAAGUGCAUAGCUCCUGUGGCUUCCUAAUAUCGGACGGAAGAGCGUUCCAGACGGCCGCAGAAGUGCAUCUGAAAGCGCCGCGCUAUGCAGUGAGCGCCGUCUUUGUUCGAUGGCCAGCGAGGAUACACAAACAUGCGGGAAGGCAGCCACGCGGUGAGUCAUUGCUGAAUUUCUUCCCGAGCUCUGUGGACCUCUAUCUAUUAAGCUGCUAUCAUCAGCCAAUUAAUGAGUUCAUACGGUGCCAGGAAAACUGAGCAUCUGGAUAAAACCCACGCAUUACGAGGUGGGGGGGGGGGGGGACACACA